CUGCUGCUGCCUAUUGCACCGAUGUUUCGAUCAGUUUCGAAUUUCGAUAUUUUCAUACAGUUUCGAUAAAGUGAUCGUUCAAAAUGGAAGCAUCGUUAGAUCUUCGGUUUUUACUAACAUGAUAUUCUUAUAAAUUUAUGUGUUUACAAUUUGUAAUUCGUGCGAUUCUGUUAUUAUUUCAUAUCGGGUAAUUGUUCGUCGACAAAUUGUUCAUAAUGUGGCAUGUAUUGCUGUCAGUUUGUACCUUUAAAAUAGUGUGCAUAUUUGUUUUCAUCGUCUAUUGUGUCGUUACGUUUCUCCUGAUCGUGUAUAAAGCUCAAACGGAGGAGUUGAAAAAAUAUAUCGUACCCCAAGAAAAGAUCGUAGAAAUCGGGUUCCCGAUCGAAAUUCGCGAUAGCGUAGACGAUAAGUUAGAAGUGCUGACGGAAAAAUUAACAGAAAAAGAGCGGGCAUUACAAAAAUCGCAGUGCGAGAUAAAGAACGCGGAGAAGGUGUUGAGUGAUUUAGAAAAUAAAACGUCGUCGUGUCGUGAUCGAUAUCGUUCGUUGAUGAUGGAGUUGAAAAAGGACAUUCGAAAAACCGAAGAUGAGGUGAGAACGUUGCAGAACCAAAUUUCAAAUUUGUCAAUUCGCCGGGAAGCUCUUAGAACCGAAGUAUUGAAGCAACAAGAAGAUUAUCAAAAAAUGCUGAAUAACUUUUCCAAAGAGUUAGAAAACAAAAAGACACAGUUUUCUUCGGGCACAGAGAAGUCAAGACAUUCUCGCGUGAGUUGUUUCGUUUUACCAUGAACAAAAAAAUUCAUCGUCCUGUAUGUAUAGUAAUUGUUUUUAAUUAAACGUUCACAGUACUGUUUUUCGUAUUAAAGACAAUAAAAAUUAGAAUGGGUAAU
Messenger RNA from Ceratina calcarata, 889 nucleotides. RefSeq lists its product as uncharacterized. The coding region runs from base 216 to 788 and encodes 190 amino acids. NCBI's taxonomy places the organism in Eukaryota, Metazoa, Arthropoda, Insecta, Hymenoptera, Apidae. The record is from RefSeq and is a predicted model, not a curated record. The transcript has 8 exons.